UAUUUUAGUUUCUAUCUAAGAUGUAAUCGAUUGACAUAAAUUUUCUUCAUAUAAAAAUUUUUUUAUUAAAAAUUACUAUAGAAAGUAGGAGAUGAAAAGACAGGCAUGGUUCCUGAGUAAGCUGAUUCUAGUGGAAAUCAGACAUUAAACUCCUAAGUGAAAACCAGUGAAGAUAAGCCUCAGGGUCUGGGAACCCUACCUAGGAGACAAAGUCAAGGUAAGCUUUUCAAAGGAGUGAUGCUGAAACAAAAUCUGAAGAGGAGCAGGAGUUCCCACGCGAAGAAUGCUCCAGGACUGGUAACUGGACAAUGUGAGGGCUGCAACCAGCGAACGAGGCCUGCCUGCGGAACCAAAAAACGUUCAGACUGGCAGACGGAUGGUCAAGGUAGCGGUCCUACUUUGGCCCAGUAAAUGCAGAUGCCCAGGAGGGGAGAGUGGUGAGGAAGAAAGACCCGGAGGCACUCCUGCCCUUGAAGAGGUUGCCCACUGACCUGGAAACAGACGCCUGUGCCAUGAACCAGCCAGCCCCCGCCGCCCUGCUUCCGCCCCGGCGCGUGCGGCUGAAGCCCUGGCUGGUGGCCCAGGUCAACAGCUGCCAGUACCCCGGGCUUCAGUGGGUCAAUGGGGAAAAGAAAUUGUUUUACAUCCCCUGGCGCCACGCCACGCGGCACGGCCCUAGCCAUGACGGAGAUAACACCAUCUUCAAGGCCUGGGCCAAGGAGACGGGGAAGUACACCGAGGGGGUGGACGAGGCUGAUCCGGCCAAGUGGAAGGCCAACCUGCGCUGUGCCCUGAACAAGAGCCGUGACUUCCGCCUCAUCUAUGACGGGCCCCGGGACAUGCCGCCUCAGCCCUACAAGAUCUACGAGGUCUGCGCCAAUGGCCCGGCUCCUGCAGAGUCACAGCCCAGUGAGGAUAAUGCUGAGGAGGAAGAAGAGGAAGAGCUCCAGAAGAUGUUACCAGGCCUGAGCAUCACAGAAGCAGUGCAGCCCAGCCCUGCCAUGGCACCCUAUUCUUUACCCAAAGAGGAUGUCAAGUGGCCACCCACUCUCCAGCCGCCUGUGGUGUUGGCACCCCCUGCUCCAGGCCCCAACCUGCUGGUCCCUGCUCAUGGCAACGCCGCUGACUUUGGGGAGGUGUUUUCUGAGGUCCUGCCGAGCUCACACCCGCAGCCUGGGCCCCUGUCUACCAGCCUGCCCCCCGCAGCUGAACAACUCCUGCCUGACCUGUUGAUCAGCCCCCACAUGCUGCCUCUGACUGACCUGGAGAUCAAGUUCCAAUACCGGGGGCGGCCACCCCGGGCUCUCACCAUCAGCAACCCUCAAGGCUGCCGGCUCUUCUACAGCCAACUGGAGGCCACCCAGGAGCAGGUGGAGCUCUUUGGCCCGGUGAGCCUGGAGCAAGUGCGCUUCCCCAGCCCUGAGGACAUCCCCAGUGAGAAGCAGCGCUUUUACACCAACCAGCUGCUGGACGUCCUGGACCGUGGGCUCAUCCUUCAGCUACAAGGCCAGGAUCUGUAUGCCAUCCGUCUGUGCCAGUGCAAGGUGUUCUGGAGCGGGCCCUGCGCCUCAGCCCAUGGCUCGCACCCCAACCCCAUCCAGCGGGAGGUCAAGACCAAGCUCUUCAGCCUGGAGGACUUUCUCAAUGAGCUCAUCCUAUUCCAGAAGGGCCAGACCAACACCCCACCUCCAUUCGAGAUCUUCUUCUGCUUUGGGGAGGAGUGGCCUGACUGCAAACCCCGGGAGAAGAAGCUCAUUACUGUACAGGUGGUACCCGUAGCAGCCCGGCUGUUGCUGGAGAUGUUCUCAGGGGAGCUUUCUUGGUCAGCUGAUAGCAUCCGGCUACAGAUCUCAAACCCAGACCUCAAAGACCGCAUGGUGGAACAGUUCAAGGAGCUCCAUCACAUCUGGCUGUCUCAGCAGCAUCUGCAGCCUGUGGCCCAAACCCCUGCCAUGCCAGGCCUCAGUGCUGCACAGGGACCCUGGCCCAUGCACCCAGUUGGCAUGCAGUAAGGAGGCUGCAUGUAGUGACUGGCCCAGGUUUCCUGGGUGGCUAUGCGGAGAUGUGGAGGGCGAAAGUUCCCAGGUGGCACCUGAUGAGCAGCAGGGUCCUAUCUUGGGGUCUCCAGAAGCAGAUCUGGGUCAUGAAGAAGAGGGAAAAGAGGCCUGAGAUCCAGGUUCUCCUCAGAAGCUGAGGGAAGCUGGAAGCCAGUUUUGCUUUGAGGACUCUGUCUUCCUGCAUAUGUCUCUCCUGGACUGGUUCUGGGGGAACUUGGCCAUCAGCAUCAGUGUGGAGGGAAGGAACUCCGCCAACUCAGGGGGCCUAGUUGUACAGAGGGAGUUGCCCCAGAGCAGUCCCUUCCUGUGGCUGCCUCAUUUCUUCUGGCAAGAAGAGCCAAGUGCUGGGGGUCAGACCUCCCUGGCAGGUCCUCUGCAGGGCAUGGGCCUGAUUUUGGAGUUCCCUAGCUUUAGUGUUGAUCCCCUGGGGGAGGAAAUGGCAGCCUACUCCAGUAUUCUUGCCUGGAAAAUCCCGUGGACAGAGGAGCCUGCUGGGCUACAAUCCAUGGGUUCAUAGUCAGACAUGACUGAGUGACUGAGUGCGCAUGCGCACACGCACACGCGAGCACACACACACACACACACACACACACACACACACACAGCUUGAGCCUCAUUUCCUCACAACAUCCAGAGACAGAUUAAGUAUUACACCAGAUACUAAGUCUGGCACCUACCUCCCUUGAGAAACUAAGAACCUGGGAUAGAAAGGGGACAUUUAUGUAUUUUUGGAUUAAUAAAUAUUAAAAACAGA
Molecule: messenger RNA, 2811 nt
Organism: Capra hircus (goat)
Lineage: Eukaryota; Metazoa; Chordata; Mammalia; Artiodactyla; Bovidae
Gene: IRF5
Product: interferon regulatory factor 5
Exons: 10
Coding region: 513-2012 (499 amino acids)
Biological process (GO): immune system process; regulation of transcription by RNA polymerase II
Cellular component (GO): nucleus
Molecular function (GO): protein binding; DNA-binding transcription factor activity, RNA polymerase II-specific; RNA polymerase II cis-regulatory region sequence-specific DNA binding
Source: RefSeq, a predicted model, not a curated record